GCAUGGAAGCUUCGUGAAAAGAUGUCAGAAAUGCUUGGCAUUCCGUUGAAGACAUCACAAUGGCGUAAGAUCGUUGGUCAAUUGAACCAACUUGCAUCCUUGCCUGCUCCUCAUCCUCCAGCUGUUGAGCUUGUCUUGCAGCAAUACUCUCGUUUCGAUGCCGCACAGCAGCAAACUGCCAAGCCCAAGACUCUUGAUGAUCUUGGUCGUGCCUAUGCUGCUGGUAGAAGAAAGGAAUCCAGCGCACGAUGCUGGGUUGUAGAGGGUGAAGGCAAGGUGUUGGUUAACGGCGAAUCUCUGGAGACAUACUUUAAGCGCCCUGUCGAUCGUGAUGAAGUUACUCUUCCUUUGAAGGUUACCGAAAACUCCGAUAAAUUCAAUAUCUGGGUGUCUGUCAAUGGCGGUGGAACUACCGGUCAGGCACAAGCUAUUAAGCUUGGUGUCGGAAAGGCACUCUUAACUCACAACAUGGAGUGGAAGCCUUUGUUGCGUGAAGCCGGCUGCAUUACCCGUGAUCCAAGAGUUGUCGAACGUAAGAAGGAAGGUCAGAGAAAGGCUCGUGCAAGAUAUACCUGG
This is a messenger RNA of Phycomyces blakesleeanus NRRL 1555(-), 576 nucleotides long. RefSeq lists its product as hypothetical. Gene Ontology annotation, biological process: translation. The record is from RefSeq and is a predicted model, not a curated record. Gene Ontology annotation, cellular component: mitochondrial small ribosomal subunit; ribosome. Lineage: Eukaryota; Fungi; Mucoromycota; Mucoromycetes; Mucorales; Phycomycetaceae. Gene Ontology annotation, molecular function: structural constituent of ribosome; RNA binding. The annotation marks the transcript as partial. The transcript has 2 exons.